AUGUCCAGCGCACCCACCAAAGAGAAGGUUCCCGAGACAGGAGCGAAAGACGAGAAGAAGGAGGAUGCCGCCAAGGCAGUGGAGGAGAAGGUGGAGGCCAAGCCGAUGACGGUGGAGGAGGAGAUCCUCUACAAUAUCAGCCUGAUCGGCCGAGCUGUCUCGACAAUCGAGCCUCGCUUCACAGCUCGCGUUCUGAGAACACUGACGACGUUGCGAAGGAAGUUGACCAAGAGCGCAAUGAAGGCGGUUCUGAAUCAGGCGUUCCCCGAGGGCUCCAAAACCGGCCAAUCCCUCAUCGCCAGCUCAUUCUUCGACAGCCUUCCAGAGACAGCUGCAGCGUCCAGCGACGCCAAAAGCUCAGAGGCGUCCGGGAUGGAUAUCGACCAGACACCCGCAGAGACUGCCGCGACCGCAGCUGCGUCGACAUCGGAAGCAGCUACAGGUGCCAAGAAGUUCAGCCCUCCUCUCGAUGGUGUCAGCCAGGAUCUCAUACCCGAGGCAGUGGCGUACCUGCGGUUGCUCCUGAUCCUAAUGAAUCUCGAUGCUGGGAAGGUGGAAGAGGCCGGUACAUUCGCGAUGGAGACGACGGAGAUCUGCGGAAAGGCGAACCGUCGAACCCUUGACCAGCUGUCUAGCAAGGUCUAUUUCUACCUUGCCCGAUCGUACGAGCUGCAAGGGCGUCUUGCGGAGCUCCAGCCCAUGCUGCUCGCUGCUCGACAGACUGCCAGUCUCAGGCAGGACGAAAACCUCGAGGCAUCACUCAUCAACCUUCUCCUCCGCUCUUACCUCGCUCAGCAUCAGUACGACCAAGCCGACAAGCUCAUUGCUCGGUCCACCUUCCCUUCCGCCGUAUCCCAGGCUCAGACCGCUCGAUGGCUGUUCUACGCCGGUCGCUUACGCGCCGUCCAGCUAAACUAUGCGCAAGCUCGUGACUACCUGCAGACGGCUAUUCGAAGAGCACCUAGAGAUGAGGUCGCGCCUGGCUUUGUCCAAAUGGUCCACAAGUACUACAUUGUAGUCGUCCUCCUCACCGGUGUUAUCCCAGAUCGGUCCACGUUCCGAAAGCCAGUUCUCAAGCAGGCUCUGGCUCCAUACUUCCAGGUUGUGCAGGCUGUUCGAGUCGGAGACGUCUCGGCCUUCCAAAAAGCUCUCAGCGAGCACGAAAAGACCUUCCACGCCGACUCAACCCACUUCCUCAUCCUUCGUCUGAGACAUUUCGUCAUCAAGACCGCUCUUCGUACCAUCACACUCGCCUACUCGCGCAUCUCCCUUCGUGACGUCUGCGCCAAACUCCGUCUCGACUCUGAAGAGGACACCGAGUACAUUGUUGCCAAGGCGAUCAAGGAUGGUGUGAUUGAUGCGUCGAUCGACCAUGCGGGCGGGUUCAUGCAGAGCAAGGUGGCAAAGGAUGUGUAUGAGACGGAUGAGCCGGCCAAGGAGUUCAAUGCUCGGGUGGACUUUUGCACGCAAGUGUACAACGACAGCGUGCGGGCCAUGCGGUAUCCCCCAAAUGCGCAUCGCAAGGCGCUCGACUCGGCGGAUGAGAGCAGAGAGCGGGAUCGCGAGAUCGCUCAGCUUCUGGAAAUGGACGAUGAGAUGGACGACAUGUAA
Dioszegia hungarica is the source of this 1611-nucleotide messenger RNA. RefSeq names its product proteasome regulatory subunit C-terminal-domain-containing protein. Gene Ontology annotation, cellular component: proteasome complex; proteasome regulatory particle, lid subcomplex. NCBI's taxonomy places the organism in Eukaryota, Fungi, Basidiomycota, Tremellomycetes, Tremellales, Bulleribasidiaceae. The record is from RefSeq and is a predicted model, not a curated record. Bases 1 to 1611 code for a protein of 536 amino acids. Gene Ontology annotation, molecular function: enzyme regulator activity; protein binding. The transcript has 9 exons. Gene Ontology annotation, biological process: regulation of protein catabolic process; ubiquitin-dependent protein catabolic process.